Molecule: messenger RNA, 5240 nt
Organism: Physeter macrocephalus (sperm whale)
Lineage: Eukaryota; Metazoa; Chordata; Mammalia; Artiodactyla; Physeteridae
Product: sodium/potassium-transporting ATPase subunit alpha-4
Exons: 15
Biological process (GO): intracellular sodium ion homeostasis; intracellular potassium ion homeostasis; sodium ion export across plasma membrane
Cellular component (GO): sodium:potassium-exchanging ATPase complex; cell projection; plasma membrane
Molecular function (GO): ATP hydrolysis activity; ATP binding; P-type sodium:potassium-exchanging transporter activity
Source: RefSeq, a predicted model, not a curated record
UUGACCUUCUUAGACAGCAGGGCUGUUCCUCCCAGACCAACGCCCUUCACGCCGAUGAUCAUUGUGCCACUUUCCCCUGAGACGAGGAGUUGGCUUCAGGUUCCUACAGGAAGAUGCUUUUCCCUCGCUAACCUCCUCCCCACCUCCACUUUGCUCUGCAGGCAGCUCUGCCCAUUCUCUAAGCCUGGCUUAGAAGGCUUAGGGAAUGUCCUGUAGAGAGAAUCCUAGAUGAACCAAGCAAGUGUGAGAGACACCUAAGGAAAAUGGAAGACCUAAGGCAGAAAGGAAGGAAGCAAAAAAGACAAACAUCAGGCCCAUAAACAACCUCCCAAGGGCUAUUACUUCAUUACACUGGAAUUUUACUUUAUCAGAAGUACCUUGAAAUAAUGAGUCAUUGCCUUGGGCUUGGAAAACUAAAUGGGAAACCAUAUUAAUUGGGGCCUGAUUAAUUUGAGAUUUAUUGACCACGGACAAAAGUUUAUCUUUGCACAAUCAAUAAAAUGGCAUUUGUUUAGUAAAUUAAGAGCAUAAACAAUAUUGCUAGGGUGGCAUAUGUAGUCUCCUAAAACAAUACUUUUGGGGCACUUUAGGAAUAUCCAUUUAGAAAUAGUGAAUGCAUGGGCUAAUUGUCAUCAGUUCUUAUGUAUUUGUUAAGAAACAUCUACAAGACCUUUACUUGGUGACCUUUUGUAAGACAUUAGUUUGAGGCACUACGUAUGUACUUGAAAAUAAUAAAGUUGCAUUUCUUUGUGAGAGAAGAAAUCCCUUCCAUAAUUCAGAUUUCUGUCUUUAAUACUUGCCUCCCUCCCAAACUGUGGUAUUGAAAUGUGUGCUGUGGCAAGAUUUGGCUUGCAGAGGAAACAAUAAAGAGAGGGCAGGGGAUAAGGACAGGAGGGAAACAAUCUGGGAACAGAUGAUGUCAGUGGAGCAAGAGAGAGGGGAAGAAAUCAGGUUGCAAAACAACCUAGACGAAAAUACAGUGGGGUCUUCCUUCCUCACAGGUGAACCCACCCCAAAAACCAUAAAGGUUUUUCUAGGACAGGGAAGAGCCCAUGAAUCUAUGGGCCCAAACCCUCAGGGCCACUUCUGCUUUUUUCUGUGCCGGACCAAAAUCAGACCACUCUCAACAUGAGCAGGGAUCUUAUGAUCUACAUUAAACACAAAGGCUGGGAGAAAAUAUUUGUAAUGUAUAUGACAAGGCAUUGGAACCCCUUCAAACACAUCAAUAAGGAAAAGAAAACAAUGGAAAAUUGGGCAAACGAUAAGAACAACAAUUCAGAAAAAGGAAAAUGAAGUCCAGAAAGCCAAUAAAUAUAAGAAAAAAAUGCUACCUAGACAAUAAAGAAAUGCAAAUUAAAACUGUAAGAUACCAAAUUUCACCAAUUCUAAUAGCAAAAGUGAAAACGAUCAAGGUCAUCCAAUAUAAUCAAAGGUGUGGGGAGUGGACAUUUUUGCAUCUUGUUGCUGGGAUAUGGAUAAGAAGAGCUCUUUUGAAGAGCAAUCUGGUAGAACAUUUUAAGAUUUUAAAUAAGAGUAUCUUAUGAUUCAGCAACAGGAAUCGAUUCUACAUAAAUUGAAGCUCAAGGGCCGAAAGGUACUAUAUAUAAGGAUGCCACUGCAGCAGUGCUUUCAGUGGUUAAAAAAAAAAAGGAAAUAUCCUGUAAAUCCAUCCGUAGUGAGAAUAAUUGAAUAGACCGCUGUCAAUACAGAAUAUGGCAUGCCUUGUGGCCAUCAAAAAGCAAAUCUUUACAUAAAUGAAAGGGGAGCUGAAUGAUUCUGCAAAAGUUGAUCUGGGGCAGCCAUAUCCAGGGAAAGCCAUGGGGCUUGGAGGGAGAAAAGGGCCCGUGACACCUCAUGAGCAGAAUCCAAGCCCAAGACCUAAGGGUCCUAAAAUGAGUAAAAGAAAGAUGAAGAGGAAAAAAAAGAGAGAGAUGGAGGAUCUGAAGAAGGAAGUGGUCCUGGAUGAUCACAAAUUAACCUUGGACGAGCUGAGCACCAAAUAUUCUGUGGACCUAACCAAGGGCCAUAGCCCUGAAGAGGCACAGGAAAUCCUGGCUCGAGAUGGACCCAAUACACUUAGCCCACCCCCUACCACUCCAGAAUGGGUUAAAUUCUGUAAACAACUGUUUGGCGGCUUUUCCCUCCUACUGUGGACUGGUGCCAGUCUCUGCUUCGUGGCCUAUGGCAUCCAGUUAUACUUCCAUGAGGACCCUACCAGAGAUAAUCUGUACCUCGGCAUUGUACCAACAGUCGUGGUUAUCAUCACCGGCUGCUUCUCCUAUUAUCAGGAGGCCAAGAGCUCCAAGAUCAUGGAAUCUUUUAAGAGCAUGGUACCUCAGCAAGCUCUGGUAAUCCGAGGCGGAGAGAAGAUUCAGAUCCCUGUACAAGACGUGGUGGUAGGAGACCUGGUAGAAGUGAAGGGGGGAGACCAGAUCCCUGCUGACAUCCGGCUUAUCUUUUCACAAGGAUGUAAGGUGGACAACUCAUCCUUGACAGGAGAGUCAGAGCCCCAAUCCCGCUCCUCUGAUUUCACCAAUGAGAACCCUCUGGAGACCCAAAAUAUCUGCUUCUUCUCCACCAACUGUGUGGAAGGGACAGCCCGGGGCAUCAUGAUUGCCACAGGAGACUCCACGGUGAUGGGCCGAAUUGCCUCGCUGACCUCCGGCCUGGCAGUGGGCCAGACCUCCAUUGCUGUGGAGAUCGAACACUUCAUCCAUCUGAUCACAGCAGUGGCCGUCUUCCUAGGUGUCACUUUCUUUGGGCUCUCGCUUAUCUUGGGCUACACCUGGCUGGAGGCUGUUAUUUUUCUUAUUGGCAUCAUUGUGGCCAACGUGCCUGAGGGGCUGCUGGCCACCGUCACUGUGUGUCUGACCCUGACAGCCAAGCGCAUGGCUCGGAAGAACCGCCUGGUGAAGAACCUGGAGGCGGUGGAGACGCUGGGCUCCACCUCCACCAUCUGCUCCGACAAGACGGGCACCCUCACCCAGAACCGCAUGACCGUCGCCCACCUGUGGUUCGACAGGACCAUCUAUGAGGCUGACGCCAGCGAAGAACAGACUGGGAAUUCAUUUGCCGAGGGCUCUGAUACCUGGUUUAUCCUGGCCCGAAUCGCUGGCCUCUGCAACCGGGCUGAUUUUAAGGCUAAUCAGGAGUACCUUCCCAUAGCUAAGCGGGCAACAGCAGGAGAUGCUUCUGAGUCAGCCCUCCUCAAGUUCAUGGAGCAGUCUUACAGCUCUGUGAAGGAGAUGAGAGAGAAAAGCCCCAAGGUGGCAGAAAUUCCCUUUAAUUCUACCAACAAGUACCAGAUGUCCAUCCACCUUCGGGAGGACGGCUCCCAGACCCAGGUACUGAUGAUGAAGGGGGCGCCUGAGAGGAUCUUGGAGUUUUGCUCUACUUACCUUCUGAAAGAGCAGGAGUACCCAAUGGAUGAUGAAAUGAAGGAAGCCUUCUAGAAUGCCUACUUGGAACUGGGAGGUCUGGGGGAACGCGUGCUAGGGUUCUGCUUCUUGAAUCUGCCGAACACUUACUCCAAGGGAUUCAAGUUUAACACCGAUGAAAUCAAUUUUCCCAUGGAUAACCUUUGUUUCGUGGGGCUCAUCUCCAUGAUUGACCCUCCCCGAGCUGCAGUGCCUGAUGCCUUGGGCAAGUGUCGGAGUGCCGGGAUUAAGAUGGGUCUGACCUGGGGGAAGAGAGUCCAAGGGAACAAGAGGGCAGCUGGCAAGACUGCGUGGGAACACCAGAGGUACAGUCAGCACCGAGAAGUUGGAAAUGAAAUUCCUUUAGUACUUGACAAAUUCCAGAAACUACUAGAUGCUCUUUACUUCAAAGGGAGCCAUUCUUUGUAGAACUGCGCUUCUAUUGUAUGUAUGCAUCUCAAUGUUCUGUGAAAUCGUGUCCUAGGAACUCAGUCUUGGGGUGACUGAUUUUGUUUUUAUUUCUCCGGCCUGGCAUGGAGGUGAUACUUCCAGAAACUACUGCAGAUCGGCCCAUCUGAGUGGUCAAGCUGGGCUAGCUACCACACGUGUCCUACAGGUCAUUAUUGAUGAACCAGUAGGAAACGUUCAGGGCACGGUAAGCCUGGAAAGGCAUCACUGAGGGCUCAAUCUGAACCACCUCUGGAAUCUUCUAAUCUUCUGUGCAGUUCCCUCUCAGAUCCUCACCAGUUACCUCGUGCCCCACAGGCCGGGCUUGGUGAGGCCCCAGUGCCCCACAACCAAGCCAGGGCACUUGAAACCAGUGAUGUGGGUAACUGCUCACAGCACACCUUUCCUGAGCCUCUGGUAAUCCCAGAUUAGUUAGCACUGCUUCCAGCAAGCCUGCUGUGCCAGUGUGGAAUGAGGAGGACUCAUGGGAAAACUCCUUCAAGGCUCAUUUCCAUGCUCUGGAAGUAAACAGACUGACCUUUCCAGGACCUCUGUUCUUAGUUCAGCCACAGUCAGAUAGUUCCCUUCUCCCUCCCACCAGAGCCUGAGAAUUAUGUGCUUGGAGGGCACUUGGGAACCAUGGGCAGUGGUUCCCAGGAAGCGAUCCUUCCUUCAUUCUGUAAUUGCUUGUUGAUGGAUUACUAUGUGCUAGGAAUUAUGCUAGGGCUGGAAACUUAACAAGGAAUCAUAGGCACAGCCCCACUCUCUCCAGCAGGGGAGAGAGACAGACAAGCCAUCACACAGAGAUGUGAGGAGGACUAAAAGAACAGAAGGCUAGAAGAGCACAGAGCACGAGCACUGAUCUUUGGGGAGGAAAGGGACAGGACUAGGGCUGGCCCCAGGUAUCCAGAAAAGGGCUGGAAUCCAGGGGCACAAGGAGGCAGUGGGAAGAAGAGAAGGUAGACGGAGGAUCGAAAUGAACGAGGGCCUAGAUGAAAUCUUGCUAGGCAGAUGGAUUAUUCCAGACGUUCCUUUAUUACCACUGUUCUGCGGGUAGGUGUUUCUGUCUUUGAGCUUCAAGAGGCAAAAUAGCUUCUGGAGCAAUUAAAUGAAAUUCUGAAUACAAUAAAUACACCCAAAUCCCUGAUUUAUUCCUGGGAAAACUAGAGCUCAAAUUGUCCUAUGUUUUAUGGUCUGAUGGCCCUGACCCACUCCCAUGGGUUGAAGCCACCGUAGCAAGAUUUUUGAUUGACAGCACAAGUUCUUGGGAAUGAGCUACUUAAACCCCUGUGGAAUGAUAUCAGUGAUCUGUUAGUUCUUAGAGAGAGAGGUGAAGGACCCGAGACCUCCCUGAAGAUGAUUCUGCUCCUUUUCCCU